CGGCGGCGGCGGCGGCGAAUCCCGGGCUGGCCGCGGGCCCCACCAUGGACGCGGCCGAGGUGGAGUUCCUGGCCGAGAAGGAGCUGGUCACCAUUAUCCCGAACUUCAGUCUGGACAAGAUCUACCUCAUCGGGGGCGACCUGGGGCCUUUCAACCCCGGCUUACCAGUGCAGGUGCCUCUGUGGCUGGCGAUCAACCUGAAACAGAGACAGAAGUGUCGGCUGCUCCCCCCCGAGUGGAUGGACGUGGAGAAGUUGGAGGAGAUUCGGGAUCAUGAACGAAAGGAAGAAACUUUUACCCCUAUGCCCAGCCUUCACUACAUGGAGCUCACCAAACUCCUCUUAAAUCAUGCUUCAGACAACAUCCCGAAAGCAGAUGAGAUCCGGACCCUGAUCAAGGACGUGUGGGACACUCGCGUAGCCAAGCUCCGGGUGUCUGCUGACAGCUUCGUGAGACAGCAGGAGGCACACGCCAAGCUGGAUAACUUGACCUUGAUGGAGAUCAACACCAGUGGGGCUUUCCUCACACAAGCGCUCAAUCACAUGUACAAACUCCGCACGAACCUGCAACCUUCUGACAGCUCCCAGUCUCAGGACUUGUAGGCAGAGACUGGUUUGUAGAGGCCCGUGUCUGCCAGCAGGAGGCUCACCGGGUGGCCUGAGCGCUCGGGACGUGACAGAGGUACUCACAUUUCCAGAGUUCUAGAACUACUUCUGAAUGUAUGCAAAAAACUGCAGUGAAUCAAGGGAUGGGUUCGUAACCUUGUUGGCAAGCAACAGGCUUGUGCUUAGUCCUCGAGACAUUCUGUAAUUCCAUGUCUGUAUCUGGGAGCCAGCUGUCCUUUCAUGGGGAAACGAGAAAAGCAUUGGCAGAACGAAUGAUUUCCCUAGCAGAGCUCUGGGUCUCCUGCACAGGACUGUUGUGUGCAGGUGAGUGUUCGGUGCCGUCCGGUGUUGCUUUUAAGACGGAGAUGUAGCAGGAUGGUAAGAUGGAGAUGUAGCAGGAUGGUAACGUGGCCUCGGCCAUUCUUCUCCCUUCUUGACCCUCAUCUCUGGGGCUAAAUUUAGUCUGCUACAGAGGCUCUUCACACGGAGGAGGACAGCAGAUGAGUAGCGAGUGACAGCAACCCAUAUUUAUCAUCUAAGCCCUGAUACACAAUAAAGAUGGAAUCAACCCACAUCUCUGUUGGGUUUUUUUCCUGCAUAACUGCCACGCAAGGGAAUAGGCCAAGUGGCUAGAAUGACCUGAUGGACCAAACUUGAGAGGUUUAGCAGGCAACUGUCAACUUCCGACCGGCACUCUGGGUAUCUCUUGUUCUCUUGGCUGUUUCUGGGUGAGGCCCUAAGGGUUGCUUAUCAGCAAGAGGAAAGUCAGGAGAAAAUCAAUUCCAUGUUAUCGAGCGUAUGAGUGAAGCUGAAGACACGACCCCAGGGGGAAAAGUGGGGCCUAUUACAUGGUUCUUGAUGAACUGAGGGGAAGACAGUUCUAGGCAGCAGUGGUUCAGGUAACGGUAUUGGUUUUUUUCCCUAGGAGGAAAAGU
Globicephala melas (long-finned pilot whale) is the source of this 1540-nucleotide messenger RNA. It is a transcript of the gene GINS2, whose product is annotated as GINS complex subunit 2. The record is from RefSeq and is a predicted model, not a curated record. Gene Ontology annotation, biological process: DNA replication; double-strand break repair via break-induced replication. Gene Ontology annotation, cellular component: nucleus; GINS complex. NCBI's taxonomy places the organism in Eukaryota, Metazoa, Chordata, Mammalia, Artiodactyla, Delphinidae.